AUGUCCGUCACCCUGCGGCUCCUCCCUCUGGCGCUGCUGUGCCUGGGUCUGUCCGUUGGCCCGGCGGAGGGACGCAUUUGGGCGUGGAUGCUCUCCAUCCCCUACAGCCCCCCCGAGGACGUGCCCCCUGCCGCCCGGGACACAGCGUCACCCGCCGCCGCCCGGGGAUCGUCGGUGGUUUGUGACCAUGACCGCGCUUGUGGAAGGGGGCUCUCCUGUGACCGCCACUUUGGGCUAUGUGUGCCCCUCAAGCAGGCGGGACAAUACUGCCGACGGGACGCCCAGUGUGUGCGCGGUCUCAGCUGCAUGUUCGGAAAGUGUCACCGCAGUAUUCCCGAAGGACAGGAAGGAGCCAGGUGCAAGGUUGACCGGGACUGCGAGGGCUCGAUGUGCUGUGCUCGACACCACGGCGAACAAGUGUGCAAACGGCGGCUGGAGCGUGGAGAGAGCUGCUUCGUGCCCGACGGCGGCCUGGCAUUCAGCAUCAACCAGAUCUGCCCUUGCGACGAGGGGCUCCUGUGCCGCAGCAGCGCCGAGACGCCCCGCAGAGAGUGA
Messenger RNA from Anguilla anguilla (European eel), 555 nucleotides. Its product is annotated as dickkopf-related protein 3-like. Gene Ontology annotation, cellular component: extracellular region. Bases 1 to 555 code for a protein of 184 amino acids. The transcript has 3 exons. Gene Ontology annotation, biological process: negative regulation of canonical Wnt signaling pathway; multicellular organism development. Gene Ontology annotation, molecular function: co-receptor binding; receptor antagonist activity. The record is from RefSeq and is a predicted model, not a curated record. NCBI's taxonomy places the organism in Eukaryota, Metazoa, Chordata, Actinopteri, Anguilliformes, Anguillidae.